AUGGCUUCAGAAUUUGGCCGCGGCCGCUCUGCCUCUCGACAUGACUGUCUUCUGGCUUCAGGGACGGGGCGCAUCAUCGACAGGGCAGUGACAUUGCGACGCAACGGAAACAGAAGUCAGUUGGUGCGGCAGAGGCGAAAUGGGCUACAGCCAGAGGCUAUCCAGAUCAGUCGUUUGAGGGAGAGGGAAGAAAGGAAACGGUUGAAGAAGUUCAGGUCACCAAGGAAAGUCUUGCAUCAGUUGUGGGCCGCACCCCAAUCAGAUUCAGAAACAACAGCAGGCAGUAUUCGAAAGAGUGCAAAGCAGGCAAGAGUGAAGACUUCAACCCCCACAUUGUCCCUUGCAGCUAUGACAUACCACCAGCCAGCUGCACAAAAGACUCCUGUUUCCACUGGCUUUUUAGAGGACAGUGCUGGUGCGCGGAGUGAACAGGGAGGAAAAGAUACAUCAACGGAGGGGGGGGCUGAAGCAUGGAGGGUGCAGGAAGUGAAGGACGUGCCUGUUGCAGUGUUUGUUGACAAGGGACAGGACAAG
Molecule: messenger RNA, 534 nt
Organism: Ostreobium quekettii
Lineage: Eukaryota; Viridiplantae; Chlorophyta; Ulvophyceae; Bryopsidales; Ostreobiaceae
Source: the annotation of a GenBank genome assembly